Molecule: messenger RNA, 2828 nt
Organism: Sarcophilus harrisii (Tasmanian devil)
Lineage: Eukaryota; Metazoa; Chordata; Mammalia; Dasyuromorphia; Dasyuridae
Gene: ARSL
Product: arylsulfatase L
Exons: 11
Coding region: 514-2271 (585 amino acids)
Molecular function (GO): arylsulfatase activity
Source: RefSeq, a predicted model, not a curated record
AGGAAAUCUCACUCCCUCAGAGGGCAGAGCCUCCUCUCCACAUUGCUGCCUGACUGUAGAACCUGGACAAUAUGAAACAGAAUAGAGAUACUACGAAAUCAAGCUGAGACAAGGAGUAUCCCAUUAUCUGCUGAGUCCUGGGAUACCAACCCCAAAUCAAUGCCUAUUGAUUCACACCAGAUUUUCUUCAGUUCUUCUGAGUGGUGAAAAAUUGUGGGCUGUGGAAGAGUAAGCUAUGCCUCUGUCCAGACCCUGCUCUCCUUUCUGUGAUCCACAUUCACCUGAGACUGAUUCCUCCCUUAUCUUAUUCCAGCCCUGCCCCCUUUCCUCAACCAUGUGAUCUGAGACCCCCCUUGGAUAGAUUAUUAACUCUCUUCAUUGUAUACCUUUUUUCCUUAGUAUCUUUUCCCUCGGCACUUUGUUCCUAUAUUUGUUCCUCUUCUAUGAAAUCUUCACUAAAUUCUUAAGCCUUUUACAAGAACCUUGAUUUCUUCUGCCAAGAAAGUAGGUAGCAUGCUACAUCAGAAAAAUACUUGGACCUCUCUGUCCAUUACCAUGCUAACAUUCCUGAUUUUGAAACCAUCGAAAUCAAAUUGUUUAGCCAACGUGAAGCCAAAUAUUGUUCUUUUACUAGCAGAUGAUCUUGGUAUUGGAGACAUAGGUUGCUAUGGUAACAAUACAAUAAGGACACCAAAUAUUGACAGGCUUGCAAAAGAAGGGGUAAAAUUUACUCAGCACAUAGCUGCAGCUUCCGUUUGUACCCCCAGCAGAGCUGCUUUCUUAACUGGAAGAUACCCUAUUCGAUCAGGCAUGACUUCUUAUAAUGGCCUUCCUGUUCUUCAAUGGACUGCAACAUCGGGAGGCCUCCCUUCCAAUGAAACAACCUUUGCAAAGAUAUUACAAAAAGAAGGCUAUACUACUGGACUAAUAGGAAAAUGGCACUUGGGACUCAAUUGUGAAUCCAGAAUUGACCACUGUCAUCAUCCAUUGAACCAUGGUUUUGACUUUUUUUAUGGAAUGCCGUUUUCCUUAAUGGGUGAUUGUGAAUAUUCUGUAUUAUCUGAGAAGCGUGAAAAACUGGAGAUGAAACUUAACUUUUACAUUCAGAUCAUAGUCCUAUCUAUAUUCACAUUUACCAUUGGUAGGUUCACUGGUCUAUUUCCAGUUCCAUGGAAGAUAACCAUAGGCAUUGCCAUCAUUGGUUUCUUAUUUUUCCUGACACAGCACUUCCUUUAUAUCUUGAUUAAGUAUGGGGACUGUUUCCUGAUGCGAAACCAUACUAUUACUGAACAACCAAUGAAUUUCAAAAGAACUACUUACCUCAUUCUGAAAGAAGCACUUUCAUUUAUUGAAAGGAACAAGCAUGGGCCUUUCCUUCUCGUCAUUUCCUUCUUACAUGUGCACACACCACUUGUUACUACAGAGAAGUUUCUCCAAAGGAGCAAACAUGGAUUAUAUGGUGAUAAUGUAGAGGAGAUGGACUGGAUGGUGGGUGAAGUGCUUGAGACUUUAAACAAUGAAGGUUUGACCAAAAGUACGCUAGUUUAUUUUACUUCUGACAAUGGUGGGUCCUUAGAGUCUCAAAUAGGAAGUGAACAGCAUGGUGGCUGGAAUGGAAUAUAUAAAGGAGGCAAAGGCAUGGGAGGCUGGGAUGGUGGCAUUCGAGUCCCAGGAAUAUUGCGGUGGCCUGGAGUCUUACCAGCAGGUCGUGUGAUUGAUGACCCAACAAGCCUGAUGGAUAUCUACCCAACAGUGGCUCAUUUGGGAGGGGGUGAAGUGCCCCAAGAUAGAGUGAUUGACGGCAGAGACCUGAUGCCUUUGCUGCAGGGAGAAGUUCAGCAAUCAGAUCAUGAGUUCAUGUUUCAUUAUUGUCUAUCAUAUUUACAUGCAGUUCGUUGGCAUCAAAAGAACAGUGGUAUAGUGUGGAAAGUACAUUAUAUGACCCCAAUAUUCCACCCAGAGGGUUCUGGUGCCUGCUAUGGAAGAGGAGUUUGCCCCUGUUUUGGAAAGGGUGUAAUUCACCAUGACCCACCUUUGUUGUUUGAUCUUUCAAAGGAUCCAUCGGAGACUCACCCCCUUUCACCUGACACUGAGCCCUUAUUUGCAUUAAUAAUUGAAAAAGUAGAACAUGCUGUACAAGAACAUCGGGCAACACUGACACCAGUUUCGGAGCAGCUCAGCACUUUUAAUAAUAUAUGGAAACCAUGGCUUCAGCCAUGUUGUGGCACAUUCCCAUUGUGUUGGUGUGAUUGGGAAGAGGACCAUAAAUAAGAGAAUUUUGAGAACAUACAAGUUACAAAAAUCCCUGAUUCUUCACAUGGGAUGCAUAUGGAGAACCACUGUAAAAUUACCUAUGUAAAAUGUGAUAUCCAAAAUAAAAUGCAGUAUGUUUAAAAUACACACUAAUUAAAUUCUUAGGACUAUAAAACUUAUAACAUUGCAAAGCACCAAAUCCCAUAGAACAAAAAAUCAGAAAACAAAUACGAGAAAUAACAAAAUAAAAACAAGUUAAAAAAAAAAAAAAAAAACCUUCUCUUUAUACUUCUAAAGGCUAGGGCAGGGCCAACAAGUCUGCCCCUAGUCUCUAGAGCCAGAAAAAGCUUUUCAUUGUUUAUAACAGUCUACAUUCUCUGUUGAUUAUUUCCAAUUUAUUUUGUUUGUAUACAGUUGUUUUCAUAUUAUUUUCCCCAUUUAGACUGUGAGCUCCUUGGGAGCAAGAACUGGCUUUUAAGUUGGUUGGGCUUUGUUUUUUUGCUUUUUGCACCCUAGAAUCCAGCAAAAUGCCUGGCAUUUUGUAUUCACUUAAUAAAUUCUUGCUGACUCAGUGA